GUUCCCAGAGGUCCGUCUGUCCAGCAGCAUCAGACACACCUGGACUCCAUAUUUAUGCUGCUGGAGGAGAACAUUGUGACUUUUGUGAAGAACGAGCUGAAGAAGUUCCAGAAGGUUCUGAGUUCAGAUUACCCAGAAUGCUACCCAGAGAGUCAGAGGGAGGAUGAGGAGGUGUUGGAUGGUGAGGAUGAAGAGCUGAGGAGGAGCAGCAGAGAGGCAUUUCUGAAGAUCACACUUCACUUCCUGAGGAGAAUGAAGCAGGAGGAGCUGGCUGACCGUCUGCAGAGCAAAAGUCAUUCUGCAGUUUGUCAGCGUAAACUUAAAUCCAACCUUCAGAAGAAGUUCCAGUGUGUGUUUGAGGGGAUCGCUAAAGCAGGAAACCCAACCCUUCUGAAUCAGAUCUACACAGAGCUCUACAUCACAGAGGGAGGGACUGCAGAGGUCAAUGAUGAACAUGAGGUCAGACAGAUUGAAACAGCAUCCAGGAAACCAGACAGACCAGAAACAACAGUCAGACAAGAAGACAUCUUUAAAGUCUCACCUGGAAGAGACGAACCAAUCAGAACAGUGAUGACAAAGGGAGUGGCUGGCAUCGGGAAAACAGUCUUAACACAGAAGUUCACUCUGGACUGGGCUGAAGACAAAGACAACCAGGACAUACAGUUCACAUUUCCAUUCACUUUCAGAGAGCUGAAUGUGCUGAAAGAGAAAAAGUUCAGCUUGGUGGAACUUGUUCAUCACUUCUUCACUGAAACCAAAGAAAUCUGCAGCUUUGAAGAGUUCCAGGUUGUUUUCAUCUUUGACGGUCUGGAUGAGUGUCGACUUCCUCUGGACUUCCACAACACUGAGAUCCUGACUGAUGUUAGAGAGUCCACCUCAGUGGAUGUGCUGCUGACAAACCUCAUCAGGGGGAAACUGCUUCCCUCUGCUCGCCUCUGGAUAACCACACGACCUGCAGCAGCCAAUCAGAUCCCUCCUGGGUGUGUUGACAUGGUGACAGAGGUCAGAGGGUUCACUGACCCACAGAAGGAGGAGUACUUCAGGAAGAGAUUCAGAGAUGAGGAGCAGGCCAGCAGAAUCAUCUCCCACAUCAAGACAUCGCGAAGCCUUCACAUCAUGUGCCACAUCCCAGUCUUCUGCUGGAUCACUGCUACAGUUCUGGAGGAUGUGUUGAAGACCAGAGAGGGAGGAGAGCUGCCCAAGACCCUGACUGAGAUGUACAUUCACUUCCUGGUGGUUCAGGCCAAAGUGAAGAAGGUCAAGUAUGAUGGAGGAGCUGAGACAGAUCCACACUGGACUCCAGAGAGCAGGAAGAUGAUUGAGUCUCUGGGAAAACUGGCUUUUGAUCAGCUGCAGAAAGGAAACCUGAUCUUCUAUGAAUCAGACCUGACAGAGUGUGGCAUCGAUAUCACAGCAGCCACAGUGUACUCAGGAGUGUUCACACAGAUCUUUAAAGAGGAGAGUGGACUGUACCAGGACAAGGUGUUCUGCUUCAUCCAUCUGAGUGUUCAGGAGUUUCUGGCUGCUCUUCAUGUCCAUCUGACAUUCAUCAACUCUGGAGUCAAUCUGCUGGUAGAGGAAAAAACAGCAGACCGUCAAUCUGCAGAGAAACGUCUCUACCAGAGUGCUGUGGACGAGGCCUUACAGAGUCCAAAUGGACACCUGGACUUGUUCCUCCGCUUCCUCCUGGGUCUUUCACUGCAGACCAAUCAGAAUCUCCUGCGAGGUCUGCAGACAUGGACAGGAAGUAUCUCACAGACCAAUCAGGAAACAGUCGGUUACAUCAAGACUAAGUUUGAGGAGAAUCUGUCUCCAGAGAGAAGCAUCAAUCUGUUCCACUGUCUGAAUGAACUGAACGAUUGUUCUCUAGUGGAGGAGAUCCAACAGUACCUGAGAUCAGGACGUCUCUCCACAGAUGAAUUGUCACCUGCUCAGUGGUCAGCUCUGAUCUUCAUCUUACUGUCAUCAGAAAAAGAUCUGCAUGUGUUUGACCUGAAGAAAUACUCUGCUUCAGAGGAGGCUCUUCUGAGGCUGCUGCCAGUGGUCAAAGCCUCCAACAAAGUUCUGUAA
This is a messenger RNA of Acanthopagrus latus (yellowfin seabream), 2070 nucleotides long. Its product is annotated as protein NLRC3-like. The record is from RefSeq and is a predicted model, not a curated record. The transcript is spliced from 3 exons. Lineage: Eukaryota; Metazoa; Chordata; Actinopteri; Spariformes; Sparidae. Bases 55 to 2070 code for a protein of 671 amino acids.